AUGACGGCGUUCCAUAUUUGACAUACGCGUGACUGUUCACGUCAGUCUUUGUCACGUGCAUGGCGAUGACGUCACUCCACCCGAAUCCUUUAUGACGUUCUUUUUCUUUUAUGGCAUCUUCUCUUCAGAGCUUGUAUACGCUUGGAACUUCUUUGUGGAAAGCCAGCGUUUGACCAUCCAUAAGAGUACUUGCUGCUCUUUUACAAAGUCAGUCAAACCACAUCGCAAAUCAAUCAACUGAUUGCUCGGAGUUGGUUAUCGAAACUCCUCUCCUUAAGGAAAUAUGCGUGAGUGUAUCUCGGUGCAUGUUGGACAGGCUGGCGUUCAGAUUGGCAAUGCCUGCUGGGAGCUUUACUGCCUGGAACAUGGAAUCCAGCCGGACGGACAGAUGCCCAGUGACAAAACAAUUGGAGGAGGAGACGAUUCCUUCAACACUUUCUUCAGUGAGACCGGAGCGGGAAAGCAUGUCCCCAGAGCUGUCUUUGUGGACCUGGAGCCCACAGUCAUCGACGAAGUGCGUACGGGAACCUAUCGGCAGCUCUUCCACCCUGAACAGUUAAUCACCGGCAAGGAGGAUGCCGCAAAUAACUACGCCCGUGGUCACUACACCAUCGGCAAAGAGAUCAUUGACCUCGUGCUGGACAGAAUACGCAAACUGGCUGACCAGUGCACCGGCCUUCAGGGAUUCCUGGUGUUCCACAGUUUCGGCGGUGGCACCGGUUCCGGGUUCACGUCCCUGUUGAUGGAGCGUCUAUCUGUGGACUACGGAAAGAAGUCCAAGCUGGAGUUCUCCAUCUAUCCAGCACCUCAGGUGUCCACGGCUGUGGUGGAGCCCUACAAUUCCAUCUUGACCACACACACCACCCUGGAGCACUCUGACUGUGCCUUCAUGGUGGAUAAUGAGGCCAUUUAUGAUAUUUGCCGCCGAAACCUAGACAUGGAGCGUCCUACAUACACCAAUCUGAACAGAUUGAUCAGUCAGAUCACUUCCUCGAUCACGGCUUCCCUUCGUUUCGACGGCGCCCUCAAUGUCGAUCUUGCAGAGUUUCAAACCAACUUGGUACCAUAUCCUCGUAUCCACUUCCCUCUGGCCACCUACGCCCCCAUCAUUUCUGCUGAGAAGGCUUACCAUGAGCAAUUAACUGUUGCUGAUAUCACCAACGCGUGCUUUGAGCCAGCCAACCAGAUGGUGAAGUGUGACCCUCGUCAUGGCAAGUACAUGGCGUGUUGCCUUUUGUAUCGUGGCGAUGUGGUGCCCAAAGAUGUAAAUGCCGCCAUUGCCACAAUCAAAACCAAGCGCACCAUCCAGUUUGUGGACUGGUGCCCCACUGGUUUUAAGGUGGGCAUCAACUAUCAGCCCCCCACUGUGGUUCCCGGUGGCGACCUGGCCAAAGUACAGAGAGCUGUGUGCAUGCUGAGCAAUACAACAGCCGUUGCAGAGGCCUGGGCUCGGCUCGAUCACAAGUUUGACCUGAUGUAUGCCAAGCGCGCUUUUGUUCACUGGUAUGUGGGGGAGGGUAUGGAGGAGGGAGAAUUCUCUGAAGCCAGAGAGGACAUGGCAGCUCUAGAGAAGGACUAUGAGGAGGUUGGGGCCGACUCAGUUGAUGAUCAGGGUGAGGAAGGAGAGGAAUAUUAAAGACGUACAAAGGAACUAGAUUGCAGGAAACAAUGUUUCCUCUGUGAUCCUGAAUGUAUUUGCUGAUUAGUUUGAUUGUGCAAACCAGACAAUUAGUUGGAUCACUAAAAGAUAAAUACCUUUUUUCCUUCAAAUUGUUUAUGCAUUUAGGACAAAAUUGACAAUUAAAAGAAAUUACCAACCUUGUUAUUCAAA
Molecule: messenger RNA, 1831 nt
Organism: Syngnathus typhle (broad-nosed pipefish)
Lineage: Eukaryota; Metazoa; Chordata; Actinopteri; Syngnathiformes; Syngnathidae
Product: tubulin alpha-1C chain-like
Exons: 5
Coding region: 284-1636 (450 amino acids)
Biological process (GO): microtubule cytoskeleton organization; mitotic cell cycle
Cellular component (GO): cytoplasm; microtubule
Molecular function (GO): structural constituent of cytoskeleton; GTP binding
Source: RefSeq, a predicted model, not a curated record